This is a messenger RNA of Phoenix dactylifera (date palm), 6150 nucleotides long. Its product is annotated as ABC transporter D family member 1-like. The record is from RefSeq and is a predicted model, not a curated record. Gene Ontology annotation, molecular function: ATP hydrolysis activity; ABC-type transporter activity; ATP binding. NCBI's taxonomy places the organism in Eukaryota, Viridiplantae, Streptophyta, Magnoliopsida, Arecales, Arecaceae. Gene Ontology annotation, cellular component: peroxisomal membrane. Gene Ontology annotation, biological process: very long-chain fatty acid catabolic process; long-chain fatty acid import into peroxisome; peroxisome organization.
CUCUCCCCCUCUUUCUCUCUCCCCCCUUCUUCAUCUCCCUGCUCUCCUCUCUUCUCUCCUGUCUUUUGCUCGCCUUCGGGAACCCUAAGGAGGUCUUCAGGCGCAUCGACCUCGCUUCUUGCGGCCGGUCUGGGAGGCAUAGGAGGGCCGGGGGGGGGGGGGGGACAAUCGCUUCUUCAUCGUCAUCCGCGGUCCUUGCGAUCUAUGCGCUGCAUCUGAUGCAAGGUCAAACAUUGGAUGACCAGAAUAGUGGUUUCUUCCUUUUCUUACAUUCAGCGUGGGCCUUCUGGAAGAAAAUAUUUCACUGAUUGAUAAAUUAUUUGGAGAAAUUAUUUUUAAAACAUGCCUUCUCUGCAGUUAUUGCCAUUAACUGAGCAUGGGCGCAGCAUUCUGGCUUCUCGGAGGAGAACACUUGCACUAGUCUCGGGUGUUCUAGUGGCUGGUGGGACUGUUGCAUACAUGCAAUCACGAUGGCUUAGCAGAUCCGGCAGACCAGGAUCUUCUGCUAACCUCUCUACACUCGGUAAAAAUAAGGAGAGCUUGAUCCAGAAUGGUGUAGAUGAUAAGUCAAUUAGGACACCAAGGCAAAAAAAGAGGGGAUUGAGAUCUCUACAUGUUUUAGCUGCAAUCUUGCUCUCACAGAUGGGCUCAGUGGGCAUGCGCAAUCUUAUGGCCUUAGCAGCCACCGUGGCAUUGAGAACUGCCUUGAGCAAUCGAUUGGCAAAAGUUCAAGGAUUCUUGUUUCGAGCUGCUUUUCUUCGGCGAGUACCAACCUUUUUGCGCCUGAUUGCUGAAAAUAUUCUUUUAUGUUUUCUCCAGUCGGCCUUGUUUUCUACUUCAAAGUACUUGACAGGGGCCUUAAGUUUGCGGUUCAGGAAAAUAUUAACAGAGCUCAUACAUGCUGAUUAUUUCGAGAAUAUGGUAUACUACAAAAUCUCGCAUGUUGAUGAUCGAGUCACCAAUCCAGAGCAACGAAUUGCUAGUGACAUACCAAAAUUCUGUUCAGAACUGAGCGACCUCAUACAAGAUGAUCUCACAGCAGUUACUGACGGCCUGGUAUAUACGUGGCGCCUCUGUUCCUACGCAAGUCCAAAAUAUGUGCUCUGGAUACUGGCAUAUGUAUUAGGGGCAGGAUCAAUGAUUAGAAACUUCUCACCUGCAUUUGGGAAACUGAUGUCCAAGGAGCAGCAAUUGGAAGGGGAUUAUCGGCAGCUUCACUCACGGUUAAGGACCCAUGCUGAAAGUGUUGCAUUUUACGGGGGAGAGAAUAGAGAAGCAUCCCAUAUUAAACAACAAUUCAAGACUCUCAUUAAGCACUUGAAUCUUGUUCUUCAUGACAAUUGGUGGUUUGGAAUGAUUCAAGAUUUUCUUUUAAAAUACCUUGGUGCUACAGUAGGAGUUAUCCUGAUUAUUGAGCCCUUUUUUGCUGGCAAUCUUAAACCUGAUACUUCAACGUUAGGAAGAGCAGAAAUGUUGAGCAAUCUUCGUUAUCAUACAAGUGUGAUAAUUUCACUAUUUCAAUCCCUUGGGACUCUCUCUAUCAGUUCUCGACGGUUGAAUCGUCUCAGUGGUUAUGCAGACCGCAUUCAUGAGCUGAUGGUUGUCUCUAGGGAGCUAUCUGCCAUUCAGGACAGAUCAUCAAUUCAAAAUGGCUCAAGUGGGAAUUAUAUCAGUGAAGCAAGUUACAUAGACUUCUCAGACGUCAAGGUUGUGACACCAAAAGGAAAUGUAUUGGUGGAUAAUCUGAGUCUUAGGGUUGACUCAGGCUCUAAUCUUCUGAUCACAGGUCCAAAUGGAAGUGGAAAAAGCUCCCUUUUCCGGGUUCUUGGAGGCCUCUGGCCACUGGUAUCUGGUCACAUUGUAAAGCCUGGGAUUGGUUCUGAUCUCAAUAAGGAGAUAUUCUAUGUGCCGCAACGGCCUUAUACGGCUGUUGGAACACUUCGCGACCAAUUAAUCUAUCCUCUUACAGCAGAUCAGGAGACUGAACCACUUACACAUGAUGGAAUGGUUGAGCUGUUGAAAAAUGUUGACCUCGAUUACUUGCUGGAACGGUAUCCCCUUGACAAGGAAAUUAACUGGGGUGAUGAACUAUCCUUGGGUGAGCAACAGAGACUGGGAAUGGCCAGGUUGUUCUACCAUAAGCCUAAGUUUGCCAUUCUUGAUGAAUGUACAAGUGCUGUCACAACCGAUAUGGAGGAACGUUUCUGUGCUAAGGUUCGAGCAAUGGGGACAUCAUGUAUUACUAUUUCGCACCGCCCUGCACUAGUGGCAUUUCAUGACAUAGUGUUGUCCUUGGAUGGGGAGGGAGGGUGGAGUGUUCAGUAUAAGAGGGAUGGUCCAUCAGUUUCUAUUGAAGCAGGUCCUAAUCUGUUAAAAUCUUCUGAUUCUUCUCGGCAAAGUGAUUCACUGGCUGUUCAAAGAGCUUUUACCACCAGCGGAAAGGAUAAUGCAUCACCAAAACCCAGUGGGCAUUCUUAUUCAACAAAGGUGAUAACAUCGUGUCCUAAAAUGGAGUACAAAGUUGCAUUGCCUAUUGUUCCACAAUUACAAAAGACGCCAAGAAUAUUGCCGCUUAGAGUAGCUGCAAUGUUUAAAAUACUGGUUCCCGCACUACUUGAUCGGCAGGGGGCACAGUUGUUUGCAGUUGCUUUACUUGUUGUAUCUAGAACAUGGAUUUCAGAUCGCAUUGCUUCUUUGAAUGGGACUAGUGUGAAGUAUGUCUUGGAGCAGGACAAGGCAGCCUUUAUUCGAUUAACUGGUAUUAGUGUUCUUCAAAGUGCUGCAUCCUCUCUUGUUGCACCUUCACUAAGAUAUCUCACAGCCAAGCUUGCCCUUGGAUGGCGAAUUCGUUUGACUCAACAUUUACUUAAAUAUUAUUUGAGAAGAAAUGCGUUUUACAAGGUGUUCCACAUGGCAGGUAAAGAUAUUGAUGCAGAUCAGCGACUAACACAUGACGUGGAAAAGUUGACCAGUGAUCUUGCAGGAUUGGUCACUGGAAUGGUAAAACCUUCUGUAGACAUUCUCUGGUUCACUUGGAGAAUGAAACUCUUAACUGGACAAAGAGGAGUUGCCAUAUUGUACACUUACAUGUUACUAGGCUUGGGCUUCUUGAGAAGUGUCACCCCUGAUUUUGGUGAUCUGGCAAGUAGGGAACAACAGCUUGAGGGAACAUUUAGGUUUAUGCACACAAGACUCCGUACGCAUGCUGAAUCUGUUGCUUUCUUUGGCGGUGGUUCUCGGGAAAGAGCUAUGGUUGAUUCAAGAUUUAGGGACUUGCUUCAUCACUCAAAGAUCCUUUUGAGAAAAAAAUGGCUGUAUGGUAUACUAGAUGACUUCGUCACGAAACAACUUCCUCACAAUGUGACCUGGGGACUGAGUUUGUUAUAUGCUAUGGAGCAUAAAGGAGACCGUGCUUUGACUUCUACACAAGGGGAGCUGGCACAUGCAUUGCGCUUCUUAGCUUCUGUAGUGUCACAAAGCUUUCUGGCAUUUGGGGACAUUCUUGAGUUGCAUAAGAAAUUCCUUGAACUUUCUGGUGGUAUAAAUCGGAUCUUUGAGCUGGAGGAGCUUCUUGAUGCUGCCCAGAGCGAUAUUACUCUACCUGAUGCUUCAAUGUCCUCUGAAGCAAGUGACUCACCUGCUCAAGAUAUUAUUUCUUUCUCAAAGGUGGACAUUAUCACCCCAUCACAGAAGCUGUUGGCUAGGCAUCUAACGUGUGAUAUCAUACCAAGGAAAAGCCUGCUUGUUACUGGACCUAAUGGGAGUGGGAAGAGUUCCGUAUUCAGAGUCCUUCGAGGUUUGUGGCCUACGGUAACUGGAAGGCUUGUCAAGCCCUGCCAAGGCAUGUACUAUGUUCCCCAGCGACCUUAUACAAGUCUGGGGACUCUGAGGGAUCAAAUCAUAUACCCUCUCUCACGUGAGGAAGCAGAGAUGAGGAUGCUCACGACGUUUAGUGCAGGUGACAAGCCCGAUGCUUCUAAUCUUCUGGAUGCUCACCUGAAGACUAUUCUUGAGAAUGUUCGAUUAGUCUAUCUUCUUGAAAGGGAAGGUUGGGAUGCUACUUCUAACUGGGAAGAUGUUCUAUCGCUAGGUGAACAACAGAGGCUGGGCAUGGCACGGUUGUUUUUCCAUCAUCCUAAAUUUGGUAUCCUUGACGAGUGCACCAAUGCCACUAGUGUCGAUGUUGAAGAACACCUAUACAGUCUGGCAAAUGAAAUGGGCAUAACAGUUAUUACAUCUUCCCAGCGUCCUGCCCUCAUACCAUUUCAUUCCAUGGAGUUGAAACUUGUUGACGGUGAGGGCAACUGGGAGUUAUGCACGAUCAACCAGUGAUGUCGACAUAUUCUGAUGGCAUUUGUUAGUAUUUGGGUAAUUUAUGCCUAUGAGAGCAAUCAAUAUUGCUACUUAUGCCAAAGCCAACAGGGCCAUGGUGCAGCUAAAGACUUAAAGAAAUGUGCCAGCACAGGCGGUCAGAUGUAUAAAUUAAUGCAGAUUCCACAGUGAGAGGGGACUUCUGCUCAUAUUGGAUCUUUUUCCCAAUGCUGAAGUUUUAUUCUUUUUUGGUGAGAUUUUUAGCCAGAAGAAAGGCAGAGACUCAUUAUACGGUAUAGAUCUAUACAGGAAAAAGAAGUGUGUUGGGGGGGGGGGGGGGGAGGGAUUUGCAAUAAGCAUGGGACAUGCUGGUAGAACUGUGUACUGAGGAAGUUGAAUGUACAGUCUAAUCCAUUGAUUUCAUACAGCAUCAUAUAAAAGGAAAUUGACAUUACAUGUUAUUUAAAAUUAAUUGAAAGAUCUGUCAAUAUUUGCCUUGCCAGAUUCUGAAGUUCGUGCAGUGGAAAAGUGAGGUGCAUGAAGGCUUUGUCAUGACAGGUCUCGACUCUUCACACUUUCAUAACCGUUUGGAUAUUGGACUUUGAAUGAUGAUGGUUGUUGUAUCUAGCUGUUUGUUCUGUUUGUAUUUAACCCAUCAGGAUUUGCUCGAUUUUAUUUGCAUCCAUUGGUGAAGACCUAGAAUGAUGUUUGACUUCUUUAUGCUUACAUACCGCAGCAUGUUAGUUCUGAUCCAAAUGAAGCUCGUUCUGCUAUCUCAUUCUAUUUUUUUUAUUUUCAAAGAAUAACUUUAUCUGAUUUUAAAUGUACUCCUAAUGAGAAGAUUUGCAGCCAGCAUCACAGAUACAGCAGUUUUCUGGAUAUGUAGGCGUUAAAGAUUUUUAUUCAGGAACAUGAAGGAAUGUGAUGCAUGUUUGCAACUAGAGGUAAGAUCUGGAUGAGAAUUUGACCUAUUAGCAUGGCUAUUGAUGCUAUAAGCUGCUGUAAUCGUUUGUUUCAGUGAAUUUGUUAUAGAUCCUGCCGUGAUUUCUUUGAUCCUGCUACAAAGGUGUGGCAGGUGAACUUAUUGGUGGUUCAGACUGCGGAGCCUGCAUCAGUUUGGUAUUAUGUAUUUUCAUCCGACAGGGAAGUUUGAGGGCAGAAAUCUUGCAUUUGAGAAAAAGUUUGGAAUUCAUAAUUACUAUCAUUUGGUCACCGAGUUCAAAUAUUGGAGUCUCUUCUUGUUGUGGCGAGAAGCUGAUAGUCUUCUCUUUUGGUUACUUGCAAACCAUGGUUUAGUGAGGAAUACAAAUCUGUGAAGCCAGUAUGGUUCAUCAGUGGUUUUCUAGUCAUGGAGAGUUGUCUGGUUAAGAAGUUCUCGUCCAUGCAACUGCUCUACUUGUUCGUAAGCUCUAUUGUCCUGGCACAUCAGAGGUGUGUUGCCAGUAUGAGGAAAAGUAUUGAUGAAUGUGGGGGUCUAAAGACUGGGCUUUCACAUGGAUUCCAUUAGAGCAGGUUCACCACAUCUCUGUUACAAUGAUGAAACCGAUAUCCAAAGAUCUUCGACAUUUCUUCAUUUUCUUUUAUCAUCUAAUCACCUGGCAGGCUAUGCUUGUAUAGCUUCAUGAGGCUUUUGAUCAUUCCAACCACCAUAAUGAGGGAUGGUUAUAGGGAGGAGUCAUCCCCUCUCUCUCUCUCUCUCUCUGUUUCUCUCGUAAUAAAGGUAUAUUAGAAAAAGAAAUGUGCGGAGUUAAAAAGGGUUAAAAUUUUCACCUAGCAGAUAUCAAAUUUGCUUGCGUCAGGUGGUGAUUCAGAGACCAUUUUUUCAAGUUUUUAAAUUUA